Messenger RNA from Thyridium curvatum, 1182 nucleotides. RefSeq lists its product as uncharacterized. The record is from RefSeq and is a predicted model, not a curated record. The transcript has a single exon. Lineage: Eukaryota; Fungi; Ascomycota; Sordariomycetes; Thyridiales; Thyridiaceae. The coding region runs from base 1 to 1182 and encodes 393 amino acids.
AUGGCAGGAAAAGUCGUCAUCCUCACCGGCGCACCUGAGAGCGCCUCUCUCGACUGGGCCUCGCCGGACCUGCUCUCCACCUUCACCGGCCCCAUCGCCGAGUUCGCCGGCCUACUAGCUCCGGCCCCUACCCCUACCCCGGACCCCAGCUUCCGCCACGCCGUCUGGCGCUCCAUCCCGCUGGAGAGGACCCGCGUGCCCACCGGCUUCUCCCAGCAGCACGACUUUGCCUCCGUCGGCCGCUUCCCCACCUGCAACAACUUCUUCUUCACCCCGGCUGCUGCCUCCUCCGAGACCACGGCGUCUGCCGUCUCCGUCUCGGCUACCGGCGCCUCCCACGAGCCCGCCGACAAGGCCCCCGGCGGCAGCGCCGACGCCGUACUCUCCCAGUUCUACGAGCACUCCCUCGCCGCCCACGACGACAUCCCCUCGUCCCAGCUCGGCCUGAGCUCCGAGGAGAGCACCACCUCCUUCAUCAGCGCCUCCACCUCCACCUCCUUCCGCAGCACCGCCAGCAUCGACGCCAGCAGCACCUCCGCCCCAGUCAGGGAGCCCCUGGCCCCCCACCGCGGCGGCGGCGGCCAGCAGCACCUCAGCGACCUCGAGGACAUCCCCUCGGCAGGCUACCUCGACAGCAUCAGCCCGCAGACCGUGACGGCCAACCUCAUCGUGGGCGUCAUCUCCAUCGCCUCGCCGCGCGCCGUCCGCACCCGCUGGGGCUCCGCCCGGUCCCUGGUCGAGGUCCUCGUCGGCGACGAGACCCGCUCCGGCUUCGCCGUCACCUUCUGGCUGGCCGCCUCCUCCUCGUCGGCGGGCGUCGGCGGCGAGACGAGCGCCCUGGCCGGCCUGCGCGCGCAGGACGUCGUCCUGAUGCACAACGUGGCCCUGCACGUCUUCCGGGGCAAGGUCUACGGCAGCAGCCUGCGCAAGGGUCUGACCAAGGUGCACCUGCUGUACCGGACGAGGCUCGACGACGACGACGACGUGGGAGGGCACUACAGCUCGGCCGAUCUGGCCUCUGCAAGGAGGGGCCGCGCCAAGAUCCACCCCCAGCUGCAAAAGACCGCGAAAGUGAGGGACUGGGUUCUCAAAUUCGUUGGCCAGGGAGACCAUCCUGCUACAAAGAAGCGCAAGCACGGCACGAGAGCGUGGGAUAUGCCGCCGCCUCAUGAUACACAGUAA